UUGGGUUUGUUUUGUUUGGUGUUCGGUUCUGUUAUUAUUUUAUAUCGUUAUUCUGCGCGGUGGAUCCAGUUUGUAAAUCACGAGAAACGGGAGAUUCUCAGUUCAAUUCAAACCGAUUCUUAAUUCUGUACCAAAUACAAAUUACCUAGUGCCCAACGGAAAGGAUGCCCAAGGUGCGCCGUAGCCGCAAGCAGCCCCCGGAAGGGUGGGAACUGAUCGAACCGACCCUCGAGGAACUGGAGCAAAAAAUGCGCGAAGCUGAAACGGAACCGCACGAAGGGAAACGUAUCACCGAGUCGCUGUGGCCUAUCUUUAAGAUCCACCACCAGAAAUCCCGCUACAUUUACGAUCUGUUCUACCGGAGGAAGGCCAUCAGCCGGGAACUGUACGAGUACUGCCUGAAGGAGAAGAUUGCCGAUGGCAAUUUGAUAGCCAAGUGGAAGAAGUCGGGUUAUGAGAAUUUGUGCUGCCUGCGGUGCAUCCAGACGAGGGACACUAAUUUUGGAACAAACUGCAUCUGCCGGGUGCCGAAAUCGAAGCUGGAGGAAGGUCGAGUGGUGGAGUGUGUGCAUUGCGGAUGUCGGGGUUGCUCCGGGUAAGCAUGCGUGCGGUGAGAGACUGAAUAUUUUGUGUUUCGUGUUUUUCUGACAACAUUCUUUAGAACAAUAUUCUGUAAUGAAAAUACAUUUUGAAAUAAUGA
Messenger RNA from Armigeres subalbatus, 700 nucleotides. RefSeq names its product protein BUD31 homolog (gene l(1)10Bb). Bases 165 to 599 code for a protein of 144 amino acids. The transcript has a single exon. Lineage: Eukaryota; Metazoa; Arthropoda; Insecta; Diptera; Culicidae. The record is from RefSeq and is a predicted model, not a curated record. Gene Ontology annotation, cellular component: spliceosomal complex; nucleus. Gene Ontology annotation, biological process: mRNA splicing, via spliceosome.